This is a messenger RNA of Serendipita indica DSM 11827, 1650 nucleotides long. The record is from the annotation of a GenBank genome assembly. Lineage: Eukaryota; Fungi; Basidiomycota; Agaricomycetes; Sebacinales; Serendipitaceae.
AUGGAAACAAUUCUCAAACAGCUCAUACGGGCCGGCACACCGAAUCCAGCAAAUUGGGAAGAAUGGAUUUGGAAUUUUGACGGCCUUCUUACCCGUGCUGAGUACGAUACAAUCCUCUUUGCCAAGGAUCCAAGCACCAAAGCACGCAUCCCACGACCUGGCUAUGCAGAUCCAACAAAGCCAACGCCAGAAGAAAUCUCUGCACAGAAAACCUAUGAUAAUGCAAAUCGUCAGGUGGCCACAUGGUUACGCACUGCAGCCGGCAAGGAACACCGACAUAUCCUCGAAAAGACACCUUCUGAUGGUGUGGCAAUUUACGAUGCGCUUUUCGAGCUCUAUGCCAAAAAGGAUGGAAGCAUGCGCUUCAGAGCGUGGAAUGAACUGCUUUCAAUCCGCAAGCAAUCAACAGAGUCAUGGGCAGACCUGGUCAAACGUGUGGAUGAUGCCACCCAUGCACUUGACCGUCUCCGCCCAGCCGAUUGGAACAUACAGAAGGAGACAGAGGAACUCAAGGCAUUUACACUACUCAAUGCCAUCCCCACUGAGCAUCAGCUGCGCACCAGCAUUGUCGUUUCCAACACAAUCAAUUACGACAAAAUCAAAACAGCAAUGCUCCUAUUCAACACAACGACACCAGAAUCGCAGGACAUAGCACCCGAGGUUGCUGCCGCCGUUACCACACCAACAAAAUGCCUCUUUUGCCUAAACAUCGGCCAUUUUGUCAAAGAUUGCCGCACAAUGGUCCGCUUCCAGCAGAUGUACCUGAACGAGCGCGCCGAGCGACGAGCCGGUACCUCCGGAACCCAGCCACACCGAGCACGUGGACGCAGUGAUCGGAGCUCUGCUCCAGGACGGUCACACCAGGCACAUGCUGCACAAGCAAUCGAUAAGCCUACAGAGGUCGAAUAUGCCGGAAAUGCAAGUUUGUCCCAAUUACCCGUACCUACAGCAGCUGACAGCUGGAUUGCUGAUUCAGGAGCCUCCUGCCAUAUGACACAUCGUCGCGAGUGGCUCACUAGCUUCUCGGAGUGCAGGACUCCUGUGAAGCUAGCUGAUGGAUCAAUCACUUUUGGUACGGGUAGGGGAAUGGUCACGUUUAGGCCACUGCUAGAUGGAAAACUCGACAGUUCCAUAAUUCUCAAAGAUGUCCUCUUCGUUCCCAAUCUGAAAAACAACCUCUUUUCCAUAUUCAUGAUGACUCUCUCCCCAUCAAUCACUGCGACUAUCAAUUCCAACACGCUCUGCUUCUACAAAGAAAAGAAUGCGAUUCUCAUUGCUACUAAGCGUGCUCACAAUGUCCCACUACUCGAAGGCCGCACAGACGAACCAGGGACAGUACCUGAGUCGGUUUCCCAUGCCAUAACAACCACGCCAGUGUCAAUUGAGACAUGGCACCGGCGUUUCUGCCAUCGGAGCUAUGCCACAAUCGACAAGAUGCUCUCAACUAGUGUUGUCAAAGAUUUUGCCACCACUGGCAAGACAAUAACCCCAGCUCUUUGCGUACCCUGUGUAGAGGGCAAGCAGACUCGUGCACCACAUACAGUGCCUGCAAAACGAUCAGAAUCUGUCCUGGACGCAUCUCUCAGACGUCCAUGGGCCAGUGCCAACUCAGAGCCGGAAGGGACAUCGGUAUUGGGUUACAUUCAUUGA